AUUCCCAAUCCGAUUUUAAGUUCAAGCGAAAUUUCUUCAAGAGACGAGCAAAGCAACGCGAAAAAGAAAUUGAAACUUGCAAAAAAAAAACACAGGGAAAAUGACGAUGUUUCACUUUUUCAACUGUGCGAUACUCACCUUCGGUCCUCACGCCGUUUACUACUCCGCCACUCCUUUAUCGGAGUAUGAUACUCUUGGUACCUCUGUUAAAGCUGCCCUUGUUUAUCUUGGAACAGCUUUGGUGAAACUUGUUUGCCUUGCAACAUUUUUGCAGGUGUCUGAGAACGAUGGCUUUGAUCCAUACCAGGAGAUUUUGAAAGCAUUUAUUGGUUUUAUAGAUGUCGCUGGACUUUAUUUUGCCUUGACACAGUUGACACACAGGAAUAUCUCUCAAAAUCAUAAAUUUCAAGCUGUUGGACUUGGAUGGGCUUUUGCCGAUUCUGUUCUACAUAGGUUGGCACCUCUUUGGGUGGGAGCAAGGGGGCUAGAAUUCACUUGGGAUUACAUUCUACAAGGCCUGGAAGCAAAUGCUAAUUUGGUAUUGAGUAUAUCUCUUGCAGCAUUAGUAUCUUUGAUUUGGCUCCGAAAGAACAAGCCCAAGACUUUGAUUCCUAUAAUAUAUGCAUGCGCUGGAAUUGUUGCAACCAUGCCAUCCAUUACAAGCUACCUAAGGCGAGAAUUGGAAUGGCACUUUCCGAAGGUGAUAGGCUUUGAAUUAUUCACAUCUUUGGUGAUGGCUUUCGUUAGUUGGCAAUUGUUUUCUGCAUGCCAAAGGCCCUCCGCGUGAGUCACAAAGUUUAUGCCUUCUAAACUGUCCGAUUUUUGAAGCGGUACUCAUUGUCCAUAAAUUCUUCUUCGCAAAAUUCUUUCGUGUUCAGUUUUUACAUCAGGCUGCGCCGUUGUCUACUUUGAAUUCGAUCAGUUUUGUUGUUUGAGAGUUUGAUCACUGUUGGAAGUUGGAACUCUCCAGCAUCAACCGUUGGAUUUUUGCCAAAGGCACAGAAC
This is a messenger RNA of Hibiscus syriacus, 1005 nucleotides long. RefSeq names its product transmembrane protein 147-like. The record is from RefSeq and is a predicted model, not a curated record. NCBI's taxonomy places the organism in Eukaryota, Viridiplantae, Streptophyta, Magnoliopsida, Malvales, Malvaceae. The transcript has 7 exons. Bases 101 to 787 code for a protein of 228 amino acids.